Rhopilema esculentum is the source of this 1083-nucleotide messenger RNA. RefSeq names its product eukaryotic translation initiation factor 4E type 2. NCBI's taxonomy places the organism in Eukaryota, Metazoa, Cnidaria, Scyphozoa, Rhizostomeae, Rhizostomatidae. Gene Ontology annotation, molecular function: RNA 7-methylguanosine cap binding; translation initiation factor activity. The record is from RefSeq and is a predicted model, not a curated record. Gene Ontology annotation, biological process: translational initiation. Gene Ontology annotation, cellular component: eukaryotic translation initiation factor 4F complex.
AUCAAGUACUACUAUUAUGGAAAGAUGGUGGAAGAAGAAUAGGGUGCAUGCAAAAACAAUCACAAAUUAAAGCUAAAUUUAUUGCACAGAACUGACUAUUCCAUAAAAAUAAAAUCGAAGAGAAGUUCCAACGUAGCUGAAAAAGUUUUAUAUGAUUUUUGAAUUUUAUAGUUGCGUGACAUUUGAAUGAGUUCAUGCAAUAAAAGGAGCUGAAAAUUAGCACAGAAAAAUUCCGUCCUGUUGGUUAUAAAUUGUUGGGAAGGAAAAACAGAGUUAAUAAAUCUUGGUGUCUUUAUCACAGGAAUGAACAAAUUUGAAGCCCUGAAACUAGUUGACGACAAUGAUAAUGGCAGUGACAAAGAAGAAAAUGACAAUCAACAGAAUGGAAAUAUUGAAGAAAAUGGAAAAGAUAAAAAUGAGGAAGGAACGGUAGCAUCCGAGUUUGGUCCCACCCCAGAAGUAGGACCAGGAGAACAUCGACUGCAAUUCCCAUAUGCAUUCUGGUUUUCUAAGCGGUACAGCAACAAAACGUCAUCAGGUGGUUACGAAUCAUCCAUCAAGCUAAUUGGAUCUUUUUCGACAGUUGAGCAGUUCUGGUCUUACUACGCCUACAUGGUUCGGCCGGGUGAUUUACCUGGUAACAGCAAUGUACAUCUAUUUAAACAUGGGAUUAGACCCAUGUGGGAGGACGAGGCAAACAAAGAAGGUGGAAAAUGGAUUCUGCGGCUGAGAAAAGGACUUGCGUCACGUUAUUGGGAAAAUCUUAUACUGGCCAUUCUUGGCGAACAAUUUAUGGUUGACUCUGAACUCUGUGGUGCUGUGGUUUCACUACGGUUUCAGGAUGAUAUUAUUUCUGUUUGGAACAAAAAUGCUCAGGAUCAAAAUACAAUCAACCGGAUCAGGGACACACUAAGACGAAUCCUGAAUCUGCCCCAGAAUACAAUAAUGGAAUACAAAGCUCACAGCGAUAGCCCAAACUAUCGCUCAAGCAUCAAAGACCCACAUCUUUACGCUCAGGAUGGACGAAAUGAAAACAAAUCCCCUUAAUGUAAAGAUUUUAUCACAAAUAAGAAAAGAAUCAUU